Labeo rohita (rohu) is the source of this 4534-nucleotide messenger RNA. RefSeq names its product POZ/BTB and AT hook containing zinc finger 1 (gene patz1). The coding region runs from base 183 to 2438 and encodes 751 amino acids. NCBI's taxonomy places the organism in Eukaryota, Metazoa, Chordata, Actinopteri, Cypriniformes, Cyprinidae. Gene Ontology annotation, biological process: regulation of cytokine production; negative regulation of transcription by RNA polymerase II; regulation of immune system process. Gene Ontology annotation, molecular function: protein binding. The transcript has 6 exons. The record is from RefSeq and is a predicted model, not a curated record.
GUCAAAGUUCACAGGAAGCUGGGGGGCUGCCAUUUUUCCCCCUGCUAACAUGUUAGAUGCUAAAAAGGCGAGGAGUGGUGGUCGCUGCUGAGUGCUUCUGUUUAUUGGGUGUUUGCCAUUCGUUUGCGUUUGUCUACCUCUUCCGUCGUAUGCGUUAGGCUCGGUUGUUGAAUGAAGGCGGCAUGGAGAGGACAGAACAGCCGUGGAAUUCCUCCUACACGUACCAGGUGAGCAAACACAGCGCCGAGAUGCUACACAACCUCAACAGCCAGAGAAAAGAUGGAGGCAGGUUUUGUGAUGUUAUCUUGCGCGUCGGAGAGGAGAGCUUCCCCGCGCACAAGGCGGUGUUGGCGGCGUGCAGCGAGUAUUUCGAGUCGGUGUUCAGCUGUCAGACGGAAGACGACGGCCAGGGCAAGGAGCUGGAGAUGCACACGAUCAGCCCCAAAGUUUUCCGAGACAUCCUGGACUUCGCGUACACCUCCAAGAUCGUGGUGCGCCUGGAGUGCUUCCCGGAGCUUAUGACCGCGGCGAAGUUUCUGCUCAUGCGAUCUGUCAUCGAGAUCUGUCAGGAGGUUAUCAAACAAUCCAACGUGCAGAUCCUCGUGCCUCCUUCCCGAGGAGGCGAGCACAGCCUGUUCAGGGCCGCGGAGCAGCUGUCAUACCCCCUGCCCGUGGACAUGUCAAACGGGAGCGUGUCCAACGGCGCGGUGUUUACCGACAACAAUGACAGCGACAGUGGCGAUCCGACGCAGCCGAGUAACAGCUCUCAGCCGGCCGCUCCCGGAGCACCAGCGGCCGACCGCUUAGCGGUUUCCCCUUUGGAGUUUCCCGGCAGCCACCUCAAUAGCGACAGCUCCAAGCGAAGCAGAGGGAGACCCAAAAAAGAGCCCACAACAGAGCCGAUCACUUACAACACCACCACCCCUCAAAACGAAAACGAGGGCCUUUUCUCCUGCGGGGUUUGUGGUAAGAUGUUUCCAGACGACGUCCAGUUGAGAAACCACGAGACGCAGCACGGGACGUUCACCGGCGGCGUGAGCACGGGAGCGGAGCUGGUCGCUGUGGACGGCCCGACGAUGAUCUCUCAUCCCCAGACGAGGUUCCAGGAAAACGGACUGCCCGCGGACAACCGUAAACGCGAGAGGACGAGACGACACGUUGCGUGUGAUCUGUGCGGGAAGGUCUUCCGAGACGUCUACCACCUCAACCGGCACAAACUGUCACAUUCGGGCGAGAAACCGUACGCGUGUCCGGUGUGCGGGCUGCGCUUCAAACGCAAGGAUAGGAUGUCUUACCAUGUGCGGUCUCACGACGGCUCGGUGGGUAAACCGUAUGUCUGUCAAAGCUGCGGGAAAGGUUUCUCCAGGCCAGACCAUCUGAAUGGACAUAUUAAACAAGUUCACACCACAGAGAGACCUCACAAGUGUCAGAUUUGCAAUGCGUCUUUUGCAACACGAGAUCGCCUGAGGUCGCAUCUGGCAUGCCAUGAAGAUAAGAUACCAUGUCAAGUGUGUGGGAAAUUCCUCCGGGCUGCCUACAUGACCGACCACUUGAAAAAACACAGUGAAGGACCUCAUAACUACUGUGGAAUAUGCAACAAAGGUUUUUCUACUGCAUCCUACUUAAAGGUGCACGUAAAAACGCACCACAGCUCGUCCAUGCUCCCUUCCUCUGCAGCACAUCAGUUCCCUGAACCACGCACCAACAGACCACAGACGCACAACGGCGCCCCCUACCACUCAGGACGCCAGUGCGCAGUGGAAGACCUUUGCACCAGUCGCCGGCUCGUGGUUACCUUUCCCGAGACAGAAGGGGCUUUUCGGGGGCUAACUGGGCCAGUUCUACCCCAGCCCGUCCCUCCGGCCCUGGGCCUGCAGCCUGAGCUGCUCUUGGGCAAGCCAGGUCCAACUCCCUAUUUCUGGGAGUGCCGCUCUUCUGGAGCACCAGGGUUUCCACUUCACGGACCUCUUACAGACGGGCAGGAAAAUGCUGGGAAAUGCCCCCAUCAGGAUUCUGAUGGAUCGGAUGCAGUUUUCGGUGAUCUUUCCAACGGAACGGACCUCAAGGCUGAACAGAAAGUCGAGGGAGAAGAAAUGGAGGUGACAUCUUUCAUCUUCAAUGGCCAACCUGAGGAUACAGUGACCUCGCCGGGGGGAUCCAAAAACAUCCAAAAAACAGACCAAGAAAAGAAGUUUGCCUGCGGCGACUGCGGUCAGACUUUCCGCACGAAGUCUUACCUCAACAAGCACCAUCACCGGGUUCAUAAGAAACGUGCUGCCGCCGGGUCCGGUCUCGGUGAUCUCAGCUCUCCCUUUUCUCCCCAACAGAAUAUGUCACUUCUGGAAUCCUUUGGCUUUCAGAUCGUCCAGUCAGCCUUCGCCUCCUCACUAGUGGACUCUGAAAUGGGCAGCAGUGGAAUGGGUUUAGGGGAGAAAUGACCCCUUUGAGAUACAGACAUUUCUUAUAACUUAAUUGGACAACCAAACUUUUGAUAACUGCGAGUUUAGUCUGUCUCAUACUCUUUGCCGCCAUAUGUAGACUACUUUUUGUUUCGUUUUUUGCUUCGUAUUAUUAUAAUGUUUGAUAAUGUUCUGACUUUGCCAUCAUGGAUGCCAUUUUGAUUCCAUCUUGGUGUGAAGCAGCUAAUGUGUUUAUUCCACUCUCGACAAAUCCUCAGUUUCAUUGGUCUGUCCUUUUCACUUUCGACAUGUAUGUGUAUCACGUGUCUUUCAGCUUCCAGAUGGUGGAUUGAGGAUGAUGUUUGCUUUAAAAGACAAACUGAUGCCCCAAACUUUUCAGAAUGUACCUCUAGGUUAUUUUUUUCCCAGACUUACCUCACAGAGAAACAUAACAUUAGUGAUUAUUGCAAUUUUAACAGUCUAAUCAAAAGUUUCCACAUUAAGACAAGGAAAUGACCGUUACAACAACUAGGUUUAAAACGUAAAUGUUUUAGACUUUUUCUAUACGAAUUACUUUAACGAAUAUUUAAAUGAUUUUAAAUCCUAGGCCAAAUAAUGGCUGUUAUCUCAGUAAUGUUUGUGGUGUUUCUUUGUUUAUCAUUGGUAGUUCUGAGACAGAUUGUUUUGGGUCACAAAAAGUAUGUCAGUUUUUAAUGUCCAACAGGGACCAAUUUCAGGUUUCACUGUAAGAUAUAGCAAGAAGCAAAGAAUAUAUUUUAUUAACUUAUUGAUACCAGUGUCCAAGUCUCCUUUACGAAAAGGUAUAUAUUGAGUUUUGUUGCGACGUGCUAUUUUCUUGAAUCAUGCAGCCGACAGGAGGACGCCGUGAGAGUGUUGACAUGUAUGUAUGAGUACACGUAUGUAUGCUGCGGUCUCUCCAAUGUCCUUUAUCUCUAGAAUGUAAUAUAAACAGAGGGCUUUGUAAUCUUUUUUUAAUAUAUCAGAGUUUUUCUAAGUGGUUCAGUACAUUCCUGCUUAACUUAAAGUCUUGUCACUAUACAUGACAUGUAACAUUCAUAUAUAUAUAAAACAAAUAUGUAUAUAUGUAUGGCCAAUUAUAUUAGUUUAUGUAAACAGGGUCCUUGUAUAUAGAUAUUUUCCUUGGCCUUGUUGAACGAAUGGAUCUUUCUUUUCUUUUAAGAGUAUUGUUUUAAGUUGAUACUGACAAAUCCAUAAUUUAGUUGUGUCUUUAUUAUUAUGCAAGUAUUUGAGUGUGUGUUUGGUGUUACCCUGUUCCUCUUACUCUAAAUGCAGUGUUAAUGCUGGUUACCUUUACUUUUAUUUUUACCCUGCCGGUUAGUAGUAUAGUGUACCAUUAAUGUGUUUGGAGUAUUUGGAAUGGCAGUUUGUACAAUGUUGCCGAGGUUUUGCAAGCAGUCAUUUUUGACGGGAGCUAUUAAUGACGUAAUAUACACAAAAAAAUCUUUAUUUUAUUACAUUAUGUACUUGUUUGACUUUAUGUGCAGCCGUAAAAUCUGGAGCGGAUUUCAGAUUUGACUAAUCACUGCUAAAAUCAGAUCACAACAUCUGUUAAUUGAUUGCAGUUUUACGCUUCUAAUAGUAACAAUCAUUGUUUGCCCAGUGAGUGCGAUCUGAAUUUUUGCGGCCCUUAUUUAUUUACACAUUUUAUGUUGUAGUAAUUUGUUAUUUGUUUGUCUUAUAUGGUGUUCUGGCUUAUUACAUCACUGGAAAUGUUUGUUUGUUUUCUGGCUUAUGUAUUUGUAUAUUUGUAUGUUGCAAAGUGCCUUCCCAGUACUGAUUGUGAACAGCGAUGGGUAGGAAAAAUCUGUCAUUUAAAGGACCUAUCUUAUAAAAACCAUAUACAACAGAGUUGCAUUGACACUUUUGUAUAAAGACAUGCACAUAGAAAGGUGUACAUUUGUACGUUUGGUAUUCUACCUUUUUUGUUUUCUGACAAAAUGUUGUUUCUCUGCAAUUUAUGUCACAACGUUGAUCAAUUUUUGGACAUUUGGAUAUAAGCAUACUUUUCUAUUGAUGUUUGUUUUUGUACACUGUUUUUGUGUCUCUGUCUAUUUGGUACAGAGAUGGGUAUAAAAUAAAAUUGUAUUUGAGAA